This is a messenger RNA of Perkinsus marinus ATCC 50983, 492 nucleotides long. RefSeq lists its product as hypothetical. The record is from RefSeq and is a predicted model, not a curated record. NCBI's taxonomy places the organism in Eukaryota, Perkinsozoa, Perkinsida, Perkinsidae. The transcript is spliced from 4 exons. The annotation marks the transcript as partial.
AUGGGUAUGAGCAAGUAUGCAAUGAAAUUGAUGGACUCUAUCAAAAGAUGGGAAAAGAACCUCAACAUCGUUAAUGAAGUACUCAAUGCUUGGCUCACUGUACAGAGGAAGUGGAUGUAUUUGGAGAGCAUCUUCCUGGAUUCGGAUGAUAUCAGACUGCAGCUGCCGGAAGAAGCUAAGAAGUUUGAUAAAAUCCACAAAGUAUUCAAGGAGCUGAUGGAGCGAACAGCGGCAAGUCCCAACGCCAUCCAAGCGUGUUGUGGUAACGACAGACUGAAUGAGUUGAAGGGUCUCACUGCUGAGUUGGACAGGACGCAGAAGAGUCUUACAGAUUAUCUAGACACGAAACGCGCCUUGUUCCCGCGGUUCUACUUCAUAUCAGACGAUGAGUUACUGUCGAUCCUGGGAAGUUCGGACCCUCAGGCGGUGCAGCCCCAUUCGCUGAAGCUCUUCGACAACGCGAAGGAAAUCGUCUUCAAGCCCGGCAGUAAG